AUGUCUCGUCCCAACUCUGCUUCUAGACUUCCUCGACCCAUCUCAACACCUCCCAAACCUACACGACAAACUCCCGACUAUCCUUCCCUUUCCCUUCUAUCUGAAUCAUCCACCGGUCCAUGGGAAAGAGGUCGAAUGCAUUCCAACGCCCGUUCGCCGCCUACGCAUCUUCAAUUAGCUGAACAACUUCGACGACAUGCCGAACCAAUAUCACCUCGAUCGAAAUUAAACACCACUACUUCAUCUGGUGCGAUUCAUGUUUCAUCGACUAAAUCCCCUUGGCCGGCUUCCAAACCUGCUUUGGACCGUUCUCCUGCCCUUCCAAAAGCCCAAGGGAGGGCGAAACAGAUGCUUCCUACUUCGUCCAGUAUGAGUUCUAAGAGUUCCAAGAGCUCCACAAGUCCUCCGACUUCCAACAUAAAGUCGCCACUCCAGAACCGCCAAGCUAGAGAAGGGUUUGGAUUCCGUCCAAGAUCUGGUCAAUCCACUCCUACUGGAUCUGCCAAUGGUGCAUUCUUUUCCCCUUAUGUUUCCGUUGAGUCAGGUCGAAGUGAUGAUGAAAUGGAUCACCGACCGGACGGGAAGAGUACGAAAGAGUUAAGAGGUGAUGUGAGGCAGGAGUUAGAUCUGGACGAAAUGGAAGAAGUUGAGAGACGAUUCGAGGAAUUGUCACCUAAUGGUGGGAUUGCUGAUGAGGAGGGGCUUGGGUGGCCUGCCAAAUCAACAAAGAUCCGCCUUCAUCGCACACCCGAAGAAAAAGCCAAAAAUCUUGCUGUUCUCUCCGGGGCCAUCCGGACCGUACUCGAAUGUAUUGGUGAAGACCCCGACCGUGAAGGGCUCCAACGUACUCCCGAACGUUACGCCAAAGCUCUUAUUUGGAUGACUAAAGGAUACGAGGAACGUUUGGUGGAUGUCAUCAAUGAUGCCGUUUUUGCCGAGGAUCAUGAAGAGAUGGUUAUUGUGAGAGAUAUCAAUGUGUUUAGUCUUUGUGAACACCACUUGGUCCCUUUUGCAGGAAAGAUCUCAAUAGGGUACAUUCCCAACAAGCUCGUGCUCGGCUUAUCUAAACUGGCUCGUAUUGCCGAGACAUUCUCCCGAAGACUUCAAGUUCAAGAACGUCUUACUAAACAAGUCGCUUUGGCCGUGGAAGAGGCUAUUCGUCCUCGAGGCGUUGCGGUCGUCAUGGAAGCUCAUCACAUGUGCAUGUCCAUGCGUGGAGUUCAGAAACCUGGCGCGACCACAGUGACCAGUACCAUGCUCGGUUGUUUCCGAACGCAACAGAAGACUCGAGAGGAGUUCUUGACCCUGAUUCGUAGUCCAAGCGUGGCCAACCAUUUCUGAUCAGUUCAGUCAGGUAACCGUCAAGACUCCCGGUAUUAUGAGAGGGAUACAUUCAACAUGUCUUGUAAUCAAUUGUCUCUGCCCAUAGUUUAUAUACCCUGUGUAAG
Messenger RNA from Tremella mesenterica DSM 1558, 1448 nucleotides. RefSeq lists its product as uncharacterized. The record is from RefSeq and is a predicted model, not a curated record. NCBI's taxonomy places the organism in Eukaryota, Fungi, Basidiomycota, Tremellomycetes, Tremellales, Tremellaceae. Gene Ontology annotation, molecular function: zinc ion binding; GTP binding; GTP cyclohydrolase I activity. Gene Ontology annotation, biological process: tetrahydrofolate biosynthetic process; tetrahydrobiopterin biosynthetic process. Bases 1 to 1341 code for a protein of 446 amino acids. Gene Ontology annotation, cellular component: cytoplasm. The transcript has 5 exons.